AUGAAGACUAGUGUGGGAAGGGUCGUUUUGGAUGCACUUGAGCAGGGGUCCCCAACCCCUGAGCCAUGGAGCCUGGCCUAUUUAGGCCCAUACCCUACCUCACGGCAGUCUCCGCAGAUGAGGCUACUGCCUCACAACAGCCUCCACAGGCACAGCUCCAUCGUUACAAUGGCCUCUUUAGACCCAGCUCCUGCCUCCCAGCCUUCUCUCCAGGCCCUGAACUUUCUCAAGUCGACCUCACCAGGCCCAGCUCCUGCCACUCAUUGGCUUCCCAAGGGCCAGCUUUUGCCUCACGGCCACCUUCCAAGACCCAGCUCCUGUUUUACAGCCCAAAACUGCCUCAAGUCAAGCUUUCCAGGCCCACCUUCUGCCUCCCAAUGGCCUGGACAGGCCCAGCUCCUGCGUGACAAUGGCCUCUCCAGGCCCAGCUUUUGCCUCACAGAGGCCUUCCCCAAACAAGGUCCUACCUGCCUCCCAGCAGCCUCAACAGGCCCAGAUCCUUCCUCACACUAAUCUCAUUAGGCCCAGCUCAUGCCUCACGGUGGCCUCUCCAGGCCCAGCUCCUGCCCCCCGACAGGCUGUCCAUGUCCGAAACUUCCUCAAGUCAGCCUCUCCAGGCACAGCUCCUGCCUAACAUUGGCCUCUUUAGGCACAGAUCAUGCCUUGGUGGCCUCUCCGGGCCCAGCUCCUGCAUCCCAGCAGCUUCUCUAGACUGAGAACUUUCUCAACUCUGCCAUUCCAGGCAGGCCCAACUCGUGCCUUCCGUCGGCCUCUACAGGCUCAACCUCUGCCUCACAGCAGAUUUUCCCGGCCCAGCAUGUGCCUCACCGCAACCCCCUAGGCCAAGCUCCUGCCUUUCAGCAGCCUCUACAGGCCCCACUCCUACCUCAAUGGC
Messenger RNA from Pongo pygmaeus (Bornean orangutan), 895 nucleotides. RefSeq lists its product as uncharacterized. Lineage: Eukaryota; Metazoa; Chordata; Mammalia; Primates; Hominidae. The transcript is spliced from 3 exons. Bases 1 to 513 code for a protein of 170 amino acids. The record is from RefSeq and is a predicted model, not a curated record.